CUGCUACGUGAAGGCGCGCGACCACGUAACGGUCUGGCGCGAGAGCGGGUGGCAGCAGAAGAAGAACAGCCAACGGUCGCAACGGUCGUCAGGGCUGAGCCAGCUGCAAUGGCGCCGCCGCAAGACGGAAUUUCCCUCCACGACGCGGACACGAAGUACAAAGUCGCACGCGAGCGCCUUGCCCUCGGAGAAGGGACCGUCGCACUCAAGUUCGGCUCGAUGUACCUCAAAGUCCCGACCGUCAGAGUGAUGUUCGUGUUCACCAAAGAGGACGCGCAGUACGGCGCGCUCAAGUGGGCCGCGGAGAAGAUGCACUACGCGUGCAGCCUGAGUACGACGGCCGAGGAGGCCAUCGAGAGUUUCUUCAGCGAGCGCCCGCACCUGGUGUUCAUCGACGCGCGGGGCAAGGGCGGCAUGGACCCCACCGCACUGUGCAGGACUAUGCGAGGCAACAGAGGCAGCCAGUUCUCGUGCAUCGUCGCUGUUGUCAAGAGAGGGCUGGCCGAGAAAGAAGACGCAGCUAUCAUACCACUGCUCAAAUACGGUUUCAGCAGGUGGCUCACAGAAACCUGCUCCCGCGGCGUGUGCCUGAACGAGAUGAUACAAAUCGAGCACAACGACCUCGUCAACCUGCGGAAGCUAGCGGCGUCCGAGGCGCUGUUCUCGGCACUGCACUUCACCCGAGAUGGCAUCUUCGUCACCGGACCUUCGCACGAGAUACAGUUCGUGAACCACGCGGCUGAGCGGCUGGUGGGCUACGCGGCGGAAGAGCUGCUAGGCGAGAACGCCCGAGAACUGCACCGCAUCGGGUCCCUGAAGGCAGAAGUGGCCGAGUGCAUCGGCGCCAAGCUUCACAAGGGCCACGAGUGGCAGGGCACGCUAUUCCAGCGCCGCAAGUCCGGCGAAUACGUUCCCGUCUUGACCAAGAUCGCGCCCGUCGACAUCACUGGUCCAGGGAAGUUGGACCACGUUGUGUACAUCAAGGAGAGCCCUUUCCUCAUGGAAAGGCCCUUCUCUCCUGACACUGCCGGCUCCAACAAGCGACAGGCGUACGCUGCCAAGUACCACGCGAUGACGAUCGAAGGUCCCAUAACAAAGGUCGUCAACAUGCUGGUGGCGACGAAAGAGAACAGCCAAAUCUCCGUGGGCCAGUCGCUGGACCGCGUCAUCGACAUCCUGCGCUCUACCGACCUGUACAACCCGCAGUUAGGCGCCUCCCUGGCAAAGGCCGAGGACCAGAUGACAUCAGACCUUGUCGCGGGACUCUGUUCUACGGGCCAAAGACCGACGGGUGUCCGGCGACUUUCUCACGAGACUGCGCUGAUGAAAGUGAACGUGGUGAAAGCGACGACGGCGCACGCUUGUCUCCCGCCCAGCCUAGGCGCCGCGCCCUCCAAGAUCGAGGAGCUGCUCGAAAACGACGUCAAGUGGGACUUCGACAUCAUCGAGCUGGAAUCCCACACGGCGCGCCGGCCGCUCACCUGGCUGGGCCUGUCAAUAUUCGCCAAGUUCAGCGUGCACACCAGCCUGGAGUGCGACGACACCAUCAUCAGCAACUGGUUGCAGCUCAUUGAGUCGCACUACCAGGACAACCCGUACCACAACUCGACGCACGCGGCAGACGUUAUGCAAGCCACGGCGUACUUCAUGCUCAGACUGAGAAGCAAGGACAUAUUUGACCCACUGGACGAGGCCAUUUGCCUCGUGUCGGCUGUGAUCCACGACGUCGACCAUCCCGGGAGGUCAACACCAUUUCUCUGCAACUCCAACCAUGAGCUGGCGAUUCUGUACAACGACAGUUCGGUGCUGGAGACUCACCACGCAGCAUUCGGGUUCAAGCUGACGCUGUCGGACGAGAAAGUCAACAUCUUCCAGAACAUGGAGCGUGACGUCUACCGCUCUGUGCGAGCUUCCAUCAUCGACAUGGUGCUGGCCACCGAGAUGACCAAGCAUUUCGAGCACUUGUCCAAAUUCCUCAACGCUUUUCAGAAGCCUUCCCAAGACGACGACGCAUUUGGGCCAGAGGGCACGCAGGACCAAGGGGAGUUUGGAUCCCUACGCUCGCCUGAAAGCGUGGUGCUUAUCAAGCGGAUGCUCAUCAAGUGCGCUGACGUCUCGAACCCAGCCAGGCCUAUCGAGCUGUGCAUACAGUGGGCGCAGAGAAUCGCCGAAGAGUACUGCUCCCAGACGGAUGAGGAGAAACGUCGCGGGCUUCCCGUAAUGAUGCCUGCCUUCGACCGGGCCAUUUGUAGCAUCGCCAAGUCCCAGACCGGGUUCAUCUCCUUCUUCGUGCGCGACAUGUUCAAGGCAUGGUCAGACUUCGGCGAGUUCCCCGAGAUUGUGGACAUCAUAGAGAAGAACUUCAUUUAUUGGAAGGACAAGGAGCCACCUGCACCUCAGUAAGCGAGUCGCAUAUUCUGCCUACAUGGCCAGCUAACCAAAGGAGCACGUGAGACUGUGGCGAGCACAAUAGGCUGCACCAAAUCGGACAGAAGCGGCGGCGAACACCCGUUGACGCCCCAUCGAGUCUCCGCUGCCACUACAGGUUGUGAAGCUGCCCCACGUGGCCGUCGCACCACUACUGAAGCAGUGCUGAGAUGUGCGCAAGCAAGACGACCGAACCCCCAGAGCCUUGUCGCACUUGGCGUGCCCAUCCCAACAGCCUCGCGCGCCGCUUUGUACGUGCUUUGCAAUAAUAAGGCGUGCUGUGCGCAGCA
Molecule: messenger RNA, 2717 nt
Organism: Dermacentor andersoni
Lineage: Eukaryota; Metazoa; Arthropoda; Arachnida; Ixodida; Ixodidae
Product: high affinity cAMP-specific and IBMX-insensitive 3',5'-cyclic phosphodiesterase 8B-like
Biological process (GO): signal transduction
Molecular function (GO): 3',5'-cyclic-nucleotide phosphodiesterase activity
Source: RefSeq, a predicted model, not a curated record